Messenger RNA from Exophiala spinifera, 1695 nucleotides. RefSeq lists its product as uncharacterized. The transcript is spliced from 5 exons. NCBI's taxonomy places the organism in Eukaryota, Fungi, Ascomycota, Eurotiomycetes, Chaetothyriales, Herpotrichiellaceae. The record is from RefSeq and is a predicted model, not a curated record. The coding region runs from base 1 to 1695 and encodes 564 amino acids.
AUGAGGGACUCCAGUAACAUCCACGUUGGUGGCCAUCGGAGUACUACCACAUUAUAUCGUGAGCCAGCCUAUACCCCUCGCCGAAAGAUUCGCGUCGUCACGAUUGGUGCUGGCUUUUCCGGUCUCAUCUUUGCCCAUAAACUACAACAUGAACAACCUGCCCUCCAAGGCUUGGUCGACCACACUAUCCUCGAAGCGCGCGCAGACCUGGGUGGAACUUGGUUGGUCAACCGCUAUCCCGGCGUGCAAUGUGAUGUCCCUGCACACAUCUACGCAUUUCCCUUUGAUCCCAAGACAGACUGGAGUCAUUUUUACGCAACUGGUCCUCAGAUCCAGGAGUACAUCAAGGACACGGUCCAAAAAUGGACUUUGGAUCGAGACGUGAGGCUCAAUCAUAAAGUGACGCAGACGUUGUGGCUGGAAGAGCGAUCUGAAUGGGAAAUCAAAGUUGACACUCCAGAUGGCGAAAAGACGCUAUAUGCGGACAUCCUAGUCUCGGGCCAGGGAGUUUUGAAUUCCUGGCGAUGGCCCAACAUUCCGGGUUUGGAAAGAUUUCAAGGCCACAAGUGCCACAGCGCAGACUGGGACCAAGGAUAUGACUACUCGAACAAAACCAUCGGUGUCAUUGGGAACGGAUCUUCGGGAGUGCAAAUCAUCCCUCAGCUCGCCGAGCUGCCAGGGACCAAGGUGAUUUGCUUCCAGAAAAGCUCUAAUUAUGUGUAUACGCCUUUUGCGCCGGCAACUCUCCUUGGUCGAGAUGACGCGUCGGGAAAUCCAGCCUACACUGAAGAAGAUAAGAGGAAGUUUCGAGAAGACCCAGAAUUCCAUCGCGACUACCGUCGAAAGAUCAUCCAUAAUAUCAAUGCCGGGUUUCGACGGUUCAUCAAAGAUUCACCUGAGAACAAACAAAUCACCGAAGUUGCUCGUGAGCAGAUGCGCCAAAGACUGCACAACGACCCCUAUCUAUGUGAAAAGUUGAUCCCGGAAUGGGGACUUGCGUGUCGUCGAAUCACCCCGGCCGAAGGCUAUCUCGAAGCCCUCCAGAAGCCCAACGUCGAACUAGUCGUUCAAGGGGUAGUCAGCGCGGACGAAGACUGCAUCACGUCGGCCGACGGUCAGACCUUCAAGGUCGAUGUGAUCGCUUGCGCCACAGGCUUCGACGUAUCGUGGAAGCCGUCUUGGCACAUGAUCGGAAGAAACGGGGUCGACCUCCGCCAAAAAUGGGACGCUGAUCCACGCGCGUACCUAUCGAUCGCGGCGGCCGACAUGCCCAACUACUUCAUGUUCCUCGGGCCCAACGCCGUCGUCACGCAUGGGUCACUCAUCGAGUCCAUCAACUGGUCGGCCGAUUACUUUCUCAAAUGGAUCCGCAAGAUGGCCGAGGAAGACAUCGAGACCAUCGUGCCACGAGCCGACGUGAUUGACGAGUUGAUCGACUAUGAAGAUGCCGUGCAUCAGACCAUGGUGUGGUCAGAUGGUUGUCGGAGCUGGUUCAAGCGGAACACCAUCCACGGCCGGAACGUGGCUGGGUUUGGUGGAAGUGCGUUGCUUUUCCGCCGGCUGGUCGAAGACCUUCGUCCUGAGGAUUUUGAUAUCAAGUAUAGGAAUGCGAACCGAUGGUCCUUUCUGGGGAAUGGAUUUACGAGCUUCGAGCUGGACACCAAGAAUAAUCUGGCAUGGUAUGUUGAAAAAUAA